UGUAUCUAAACGUUGGCUAUGAUGGCUAAGCACUCAAAAUGACGUGUGCGAGGUAGUAAAUAUAACUUAAUUUUAAGAUGGAUAAUGGUGAUGUUUUUAUGAACCAUGACCCUAAAGUGUCAUUUUGGAAUAAGAAUGUAAGAGCGGUUCCUGGAAGACCAAGCCCAACAAAAGAUCCCAAAGUGUCUCGUCAUCGCAAUGCUGGAAGUUCAGCUUCAUAUCAUGAUUUCCAGGAAAGUGUCAGCGAUGCAUGGGACAUUGGAGAUGAUGAAUUUUGUGUAGUGUCAGAUGUUAGUAUUAAAAUAUCCAAGAAAUUAGCUCAUUCAGCCGCGUUAAGUGUCAUUAACAGUCAUCGUCACACGUCCAGUGAAGAGAGUUUACCUGCGGUAUCUUCGCAAAAACCGUGCGGUUACACUAUUUCAGAAGAGAAAAAGACGGAAGCUAUGCAACGUUUGGCUACUCAGAAGAAUCCGCCACCCAUUGUUUCCGAGCCAAAUGUUCAAAAUUCUCCAUCGUCCAGACAAUACUCUGGUAAACCUCAUGCAAUGAAAGGCCAGAAAUCGCUAAAAGAAAAAUCCAAAGAAGGAGUAGUUAGUGAAAUGAGUAAGCUUGAACGUUUUCUUCCACUCUUUGAAAUGCCUUUGUUAAAUUUGGAGGAAUUAAAAGACUUGAGUUGGUCAGGUGUUCCUGGCAAAGUGCGUGCCAUAACGUGGCGAUUGUUGUCGGGAUAUUUACCAGCAAAUGCUGAGCGUCGAGCACAAGUUCUAGAGCAAAAGAGGCAAGAUUAUUGGAACCUUGUUAGACAGUAUUAUGAUACUGAUAGAGAUGAAGCAUACCAAGAUACUUACAGACAGAUACACAUAGACAUACCUCGCAUGAGUCCGCUUAUUGCACUUUUCCAACAAAGAACUGUGCAAGAAAUGUUUGAAAGGAUUUUGUAUAUAUGGGCCAUUAGACACCCAGCCUCUGGUUAUGUUCAAGGAAUGAACGAUUUGGUCACACCUUUUUAUGUUGUUUUUCUGCAAGAAGUGUUGUCUGAUGAUGCAGAUCUGGACAGUUGUGAUGUAUCAUCAUUAACUAAGGAGCAAAGAGACAUCAUUGAAGCAGACUCUUUUUGGUGUCUCUCAAAAUUUCUUGAAGAAAUACAGGAUAAUUACAUUUUUGCACAGUUGGGUAUUCAACAAAAAGUUAAUCAGUUGAAAGAACUUAUUCAGCGUAUUGAUGCGACAUUGCAUAGACAUAUUCAAAGUCAUGAUGUUGAUUACUUGCAGUUUUCUUUUCGCUGGAUGAACAACCUUCUCACUAGGGAAUUACCCCUUCGGUGUACAAUAAGACUCUGGGACACGUACCUUGCCGAAUCGGAUGGUUUUGCAUUGUUUCAACUGUAUGUAUGUGCUGCAUUUUUGCUCUUUUGGAGGCGAGAACUAUUGCUUGAACGGGAUUUCCAGGGUUUGAUGUUGCUAUUGCAGAACUUGCCCACCCAGAACUGGGGCGACUCUGAAAUCAGCAUGCUGGUGGCAGAAGCUUAUCGUCUUAAAUUCACUUUUGCUGAUGCCCCGAACCAUUUGCAAAGUGGAGAGAGGUGAUUGGGUAGCCAGUUCUGGGAUGACUAAGUGCUGGUUGUUCGUUCCGUUGAUGUGUCUCGAGCAGCAGCUAUGUGUUAAAAAAAUAUCACAUCUGCCUCUGUAUGACAUCAUAUAUCUCCAAGUGCAUGCAGAAUCACAGUUACUCUGAUGUAAGAAUUGAUCUUAAUAGAAGGUUUAGACUUUUUAAAUUUACUCUGCAAGCCUCAGGUAAAUUUUAAAAAGCAGUUUUUGAGCUUAAAACAUUUUCUACCUGAUAAAAUUUAUAAAAAGUUUGAAUUAAAUUGUAUAACGAAAUAUUAACUAGGUAGCAAUAUAUCAGAGUGGUAAUGAAAAACAUGCAUUGUUGCAUUUUCUGAAUGAAAAAAAAAAAAAAGAACAAA
Bacillus rossius redtenbacheri is the source of this 1966-nucleotide messenger RNA. RefSeq names its product TBC1 domain family member 22B (gene Tbc1d22). Gene Ontology annotation, molecular function: GTPase activator activity. Gene Ontology annotation, biological process: activation of GTPase activity. Bases 78 to 1586 code for a protein of 502 amino acids. Lineage: Eukaryota; Metazoa; Arthropoda; Insecta; Phasmatodea; Bacillidae. The transcript has a single exon. The record is from RefSeq and is a predicted model, not a curated record.